AUGACUGAAUUAGUGCAGAAUGAGGCAGAGGCGAUUACGCCUUACAGCAUGCAUGUUUCAUUGCGAUACCUGGAACUCACGAAGAAGAAAUUGGAGCUCACAAGACUUCCACGAGAACUUGAGCUGCCUGGGCAUAGGACAUGGGAGCAUGGUACACCAAAGGCUGUGCUUGAGCCACUACUCGAUUUCUGGCUAGAAGGCUACGACUGGCGCGCUGCCGAAACACAAUUCAACACUUCGCUUCCGCAGUUUCGCACCAGCGUCACCAUACUAUCGGCUACGGAUAAGUCUGCGACACACUCACUACGCAUACACUUCGUCCACAAGCGCUCGAAACAUACAAACGCCAUCCCACUGCUUGUGUGCCACUCGUGGCCGUCGUCUUUCAUCGAGGUACAGCGCAUUAUCGAUGCACUUACAGAUCCCCAAUCGCAGCCAGGCUGUGGUGAGGGCGCCCAACAAGCUUUCCAUGUGAUUGCGCCGAGCAUACCGGGCUUCGGCUUUAGUGAUGCCAGUUCAUCGCUGGACUUCGGAUUGAAAGAGACUGCCUCUAUGUUUGAUGGACUGAUGAAGAGACUCGGCUAUGAGUAUUAUGUUGCUCAUGGACACCCCAGACACUGCCAUGCCGUUCAUACGGCAAAUCCGUCUUUUGCUGAGCCAACGGCUAAGCGGAACACAAUGGCGUUCCUCAAAUACAAGAUUGCAAAGUUGACCAAGGGAAAGUUGCCCCUUUUGAGCUUUGGCUAUCUCCCUGCUGAGCUUCAGUCGUGCCGCACAAUCGAGGACCUUUCCACACCCCGAAAUCCGUUCCAUUCUAAGCAGCCACUCGUUGUACUCGCUUCGGCCACAGACUCUGUCUUUCUCGCUUUGCGAUUCGCCGGUUGGACUACUGGCGGCGCUGCUGGAUGUGAUUCAUACUCGAGCACCUUCGAGUUCACCAUUGACGUCUCGAUCACGCUCGCCAUUCCUUUCGCUUACUGA
Molecule: messenger RNA, 981 nt
Organism: Parastagonospora nodorum SN15
Lineage: Eukaryota; Fungi; Ascomycota; Dothideomycetes; Pleosporales; Phaeosphaeriaceae
Exons: 5
Coding region: 1-981 (326 amino acids)
Biological process (GO): epoxide metabolic process
Molecular function (GO): epoxide hydrolase activity
Source: RefSeq, a predicted model, not a curated record